AUGUCAGUGCAGAUCAGAGUUGCUCACAAUAGCAGAAAUACUGCUUUUCUUAAAACAGGUAAAUUUAUUGAAAAAUGUUUUUCUUUUACAGAGAAAAAGCAUAAAAUAAUCAGGCAGAAGGACUCCGUCACUCUGCCAUGUCCUCACCCUGUGGAGGGUAAAGUGACGUGGAGCAGAGAGACAAACGGAAACAGAGUUGACAUACUUACAGUUGAUGGAGACGGAGACAUAAGACACAUUCAUGACCCACUGAAACGAUACAGUUCAUCAGCAGAUAAGUCACUUCACAUCAGCAGAGCUGCCGUCUCAGACGCUGGAACAUACUUCUGUAAUAAUGAAGCAGCUGUGGAGCUGACGGUGCUCCCAGAUCAUAAGGUACCAACAACUACAUCUCCACCAGAGACUUCAACAACUCCUUCACUUCCAACAGCAAGAAAAUCCGCACCUGAAGCUCUUCCAGCAGCCAUUUCGCCAUCUGCACAGCUUAUGAACACAGGAACAUCUACAGUUUCCACCACUCAGCCAGCGCUCAGUGAUCAACCUUCAGAGUACCGGCGACUACUUUAUGGUGUGGUGUCUGGAAUAGGUGCCAUCCUCCUUCUCGUCUUCAUCAUCCUUCUAAUCCUCUUGUUCACUAAGAGAUACAGGUCUGACAGACGAGGUCUAACUGUCACACCAGUCAAAUGCAAACGCAGGAAAAGAGAGUUUUGGGCUCAAAUGCAAGACGCCGGAGAGCAGGAUGCAGUUUUUGACAUUCAUAUGAACACUUGCAGAUCAGGAUCCUCCUAUAGUGGGCGUGACCCUUGGUGGUUUCUGCGCUGAAGCGUACACACCCCUGUUUGGCAGUCUGAUUGGCACACCUGAUCCUCUUUAUGCCUAUCAGUGCUGCCUUUCCUACCAGUCCCUGCCGGAUUGUUAUGUUGAGCACAGCUUUGAAGUCAACUCUGCCUGAACAGCUUGUUCGCCUGCCAGCAUUUCAAGAGUCACACAGCUGUAAGCCAUUUCUCCAUGCAGCUGCCUUCCUGCCACACCACACUUACCAUGCCGACCAGUCACACAGAGGACUUCCC
Messenger RNA from Micropterus dolomieu (smallmouth bass), 1070 nucleotides. RefSeq lists its product as uncharacterized. Bases 1 to 822 code for a protein of 273 amino acids. NCBI's taxonomy places the organism in Eukaryota, Metazoa, Chordata, Actinopteri, Centrarchiformes, Centrarchidae. The transcript is spliced from 8 exons. The record is from RefSeq and is a predicted model, not a curated record.